GAUGACGACGGCCAAGACCCCGCUAAGAAUGUCAAGCAUCAGGCUUCUGCUAAAACGUCUAACUAUGAGCGACAACAACGCUAUCGGGACAAACAGCGACAAUACGUCAUUCGCCUCGAGUCUACCGUGAAGCGUCUUCGGAUAGACGUUGAUCAGCUGCUCAUAGUGCGCCACAGAGCCCAAGAAACGCAGAGAGAGGCUCGUUCUGGUGUCUGCGCAAGUCUGAUAAGCACUGCAACGAUGACGGCGUUUGUGACAACCAUGUGUGAAUGCAUGCAGUCAUUUGAGUCUGGAGCCCGAGAACAGCAAGCGAAGUUUCUCGAGUCGUCUAUGCGCGAAGACGUGCAGUACGGCGAUCUAGUCGGCCGCCAGAUCGUCCUGGAUCAGUGGACGCAAUUUGCGCCCAGCUUCGAUGGUAUACCCCCCGUUGUCAAGCAUUACACAUUCACGGUGGACUUCUCGGAGCAAGGUACAACGGUCGGGCACGCGGGUGCAGUUCUUCUUCUUUGCCUGACAGACGCGAGCCUGGCCAAUAUCUUCCCAAACACCUGUACCAAUCAACACCUGCGGGACAAGCUGCUCCAAAAAACCGUGGUGCCAUUUCCGGUGACUGCUUACUUCCAGUUCGAUGACCAAGGGAAGGUGUGCCGCUACGACCCCACAAUCGACUUCAUCAGCGGACUUUACGCAGUUCUGGGGAACUACGGCGACGUGGCGACUACGCUUAAAUCGGCAGCUGUCAAUGCUGCUGGGCAAUUUCGUGGU
Molecule: messenger RNA, 765 nt
Organism: Phytophthora sojae
Lineage: Eukaryota; Oomycota; Peronosporomycetes; Peronosporales; Peronosporaceae
Exons: 1
Source: RefSeq, a predicted model, not a curated record